Messenger RNA from Eruca vesicaria subsp. sativa (arugula), 1825 nucleotides. Lineage: Eukaryota; Viridiplantae; Streptophyta; Magnoliopsida; Brassicales; Brassicaceae. The record is from the annotation of a GenBank genome assembly.
GAAAAAACUAAAUUUUUUAGGAAAUAAUCUCAAGCUUUUAAAUAACCAGUUGAAAUAUAGUAUAUAUAUAUAUUUGCAUCUCUUUCAUCAUCUCCACCUUCACAUAGACGAACCUAACAUCUCUCACCAAACGAAGCUUUACUAGAAAGAGAAACUAAACGAGCAUGCGGGUUAUCUCAUGGCUAUUCGAUUCAGAACCUUCUUCCAGGAGAAGACGAACACCAAAAUCUCCAACACAUUUGGAUUCCCUCGACAGCGCCACGUCAUCUUCACUCAGCGAAGCCACCGGCUCCACCAGUCUCCACAGCACUCUCUCUCUCCAGACACUCCCUUCCGUUCCCUCUCUUCAGAAACUCCCCUCCGAGAGUACUCUCGCCGUCACCGUCACCUCCUCGUUCAAACUCAGGGAACGGAGUCUCCCCGUCACUUGUCUCGCCGUCAACGGCGGUUAUCUCUUCGCGGUCUCCGGACACGAGGUCAGCAUCUACGAUCGCGCCAUGUGUGCUCAUCUCGACACUUUCAACGGUCAGGAUCCUUUCUCGGGAACCGUUAAGUCCGUCGGUUUCUACGGUGAGAAGAUUUUUACUGCUCAUCAGGACGGUAAAAUCGGAGUUUGGAAAUUAACCGCGAAAAACGGUUACAAACAGUUAACGACUCUGCCAACGUUAAACGACCGUUUGCGACGUUUCGCUCUUCCUAGAAACUACGUUCAGGUUCGUCGUCAUAGAAAACGUCUCUGGAUCGAACACGCUGACGCCGUUACCGCUCUCGCCGUUAAUAACGGAUUCAUUUACUCUGUUUCUUGGGACAAGACCUUGAAAAUAUGGAGAGCUUCCGAUCUUCGUUGUAAGGAAUCAAUAAAAGCACACGAUGACGCCGUUAACGCCGUCGCCGUCUCUACUAACGGCACCGUUUACACUGGAUCCGCGGAUAGACGUAUCCGGGUUUGGGCGAAACCCGCAGACUCGAAACGCCAUAAGUUAGUCGCGACUUUGGAAAAGCAUAAAUCGGCGGUUAACGCUCUUGCAUUAAAUGAGGAUGGUUCGGUUUUGUUCUCCGGUUCGUGUGACCGGUCUAUUUUGGUUUGGGAGAGAGAGGAUAGUUCUAAUUACAUGUCGGUGAGUGGUGCUUUGAGGGGACACGAUAAAGCAAUACUGAUCUUGUUUAAUGUGUCUGAUUUGCUUAUAAGUGGAUCUGCUGAUCGGACGGUCAGGAUUUGGAGGCGUGGAACCGAUGGUAGUUAUAGUUGCUUAGAGGUGCUUACCGGUCACACGAAGCCGGUUAAGUCGCUUGCAGCGGUUAGAGAUUCGGAGUUGGACGGUGUCGUUUCAAUUGUUAGUGGUAGUCUUGACGGAGAGGUUAAGUGUUGGAAGGUCUCCGUCACCAAACCGGAUAAUUUAAUUUGCACUGAUCUUGUUUUAUGAUUUUUUUUUUUAUAAUUAUUGUUUUUCUUUGGUCAAAUUAUUUUAUUAUUUGUUUGGCGAACAACAAUUUGGCGUUUUUUAAACGUCAAUUUGCAAACAAUAGAUUAAUGCAGAUACGUACCUGGAAGAGUAGUGCUAUAUAUUUGUGUGAAUGUAAGAUUACGAGACAGAGUUUAGUAAUAAUGCUAUUAGUAUACUAAGGUCAUUAGUGUUUAAUAAAAUGGUUUACAAUUGAACAAGUGGACACACCUGCACAUGUUUAUUCCAGGCGUAGGAAUGAAGAUGCUGCCUGUCAGUCUGUUUUUUUCUCUGUAUUAGAUUCCCUAUAGGUUUGUGAUUGGUUGUCAGACAAAUAUACUUUGAAGUUAUGUUUGGACUGUUUAGAUGUAAUAAUAAGAUAC